AUGACCAAAUCAUGGGGAAAUCUUCCACCUGAAUUGAUUGAGCUCGAUUUUGAUACAGACUCUGAUGAUGAUGCAGAACUCCUUGCAAUAACUUCAGCGCCGAAGUUAGAAUCAAGCGAUGCAACGCCAGGAUCAAGUGCAGCAGUACCAGCAUCCAGAGGAUCAAGCUUCUUUGAUAAAAGACCGCCCUCAAGUAGUUCUCGAAUAACAACAUCCCAGCGAAGUACAAGCAGUAGAACCUCGACAAGUAGCAACUUUGGGAUUGCAGUGACACAUCAUGAACUGAAUCCUGAUACUCUUGGCAGCUAUAUCUACCCCACAAAUCUCCCGCCUCGAGAUUAUCAAAUGAAUAUCGUCCAAAAGGCUCUAUUCAACAAUGUUCUGUGUGCGCUACCGACAGGUAUGGGAAAAACAUUUAUUGCUAGUACAGUUAUGCUAAAUUGGUAUAGAUGGACUGUGGACGCUAAGAUUAUUUUUAUGGCUCCCACAAGACCAUUAGUAUCGCAGCAGAUUGAAGCAUGUCUUGGUAUCACAGGUAUCUCCAAGACAGAUGCUUGUGUAAUGAUUGGAACAAGUAGAGCUAAAGCAGAUGGAAGUCGCGAAGAACUUUGGAAGUCAAAGCGAGUCUUUUUCUGUACUCCUCAGAUUGUCGAGGGUGAUCUAAAACGUGGCCGAGUAGAUCCCAAGUCAAUCGCAUGCCUUGUGUUUGAUGAAGCACAUCGAGCAACAGGGAAUUAUUCCUAUGUUGAAAUUGUUAACUUUAUCUACAGAUUUCAGCAAUCUUGCCGAAUUUUGGCUCUCACAGCUACUCCAUCUGGCCAUAUUGAAGGUGUACAGCUAGUCAUAGACAAUUUAAAAAUAUCCCGAACGGAAAUCCGUACCGAAGAUAGUUUGGAUGUGCGACAGUAUAUUCACAAGAGGAAUAUUGUAAGAGUUCAAGCAGAACCUUCUGAGGAUGAGAUUGUUAUCCUUGAUCAUCUAAGCAAGGCAGUGGGACCUCUGCUAGGUGAAAUGAAUGCAAUGGGAGUUUAUUACGUCCGAGAAGUAGAUCGAAUUACACAGUUCGGAGCAUUAUCAGCAUUACAGAAGUACAUGGCAUCCCCUGCUGGAAGAAACAACAAAGGAGCCGGAUUUAAAGUCCAGGCAAUUAUGCCCAUUUUGAUAAAAAUUGGCCAGGCUAUUCAUCUUCUCAAAGUGCAUGGAAUAGUCCCAUUUUACAACUGUAUAAAUGAGAUGAGAGGGGAAGAAGAACAAGCUAGACAGAAAAAUACAAAGAAAAAGGCAACAAAAAAGAGCACUUUAUUGAAUCAUGAAGGGUUUGUUGCUUGUCUUGACUACUGUGAGCAGGUGAUUUUUGAUGCGAAAACAUCAGAGUUGAGACCAGACUUUAUAGGACAUGAAAAACUCAGACACGUAGUUGAUAUCAUGAGCGACUUCUUUCUUAAAAAUGAAGGGUCCAGGGCUAUUAUCUUUGCGGAAUACAGAGACUCGGCAGCUGAAAUUGAAAGGGUUUUGAAAUAUUUUUGUCCCAUCAAUGUUCGACCACAUUUAUUUAUUGGUCAGAGUAAUUCUGACAAAAGCAAGAAUAAAAAGAAUAAGGAUGAUACUAAGCCGAAAGAGACAAGUCGGAGAGGUAUGAGACAAAAAUUACAGCAAGAAGUUGUGGACAAGUUCAAAUCCGGUGAGCUAAAUGUACUUAUUGCAACAUCCAUUGGCGAAGAAGGUCUAGAUAUUGGUGAAGUGGAUUUGAUUGUAUGUUUCGAUCAAUCAAAGAGUCCAAUUAGAAUUAUCCAAAGAAUGGGCCGUACGGGUCGUAAGAGAGAGGGUCAGAUUUACCUUUUAAUGACGAAAGAGGAGGAAAAGAAAGUGGACCAUUCAGUUGGCGGUUAUAAAUUUAUUCAAAAUCAGAUCAAUGACCAAGAAAAGUUUACAUACCAAGAAAAUAACCGUAUUCUUCCAUUCUCAGUGCGACCCAUAUGUGAAAAGAUUCUUGUAGAUAUCCCUGAAGAAAACAAGGAGAUUCUUGUCGCUAAAGACAAGGCCAAGGACAUUGUAGAAGUGCUCAAGUCAACUCAAAAACCUACCAAAACGAGAAAGAAGGCCACACCCAAAAAGUUCUUUAUGCCUGAUAAUGUUCACACAGGUUUCCUCCAAGCCAGUGCUCUAGCUGUAGACAGCGAAGGAAACGUACCCCCGCCACCAGUGGCGCAGCUACGAACUGACCAGAUUAAUUCAAGCGAAGACCUUAACUUGAGCGGAUCACCGCCCAAAACCUCACUCUCAACGGUUGUUAACAGCUCGCCUAAAAUCGCACAUGCGUUAGAUUUGGACAGCGACAACGAUUUUGCAUUUGAUUCCAGUAGUGACAUUGAUCCCGGCGACCAUAAGAUAGACACCACGGGCACACUCGCAAGUAGAACAAUUCAGAUUCAACCACGUCCCCAAGAAGUUGAAAGUAACAACGACGAUAUCAAAUCAGACCCGAUUUCCAGCGAUGAUUUGCUAGAUGAAAUGCGGGAAGUCGAUGCUAUUUCGAAAGCAGCGGCAGCAAAGCCACGGAUUUUAAAGCCCCCUCUCAAGCCAUCUGCUGGAAGCUUAUCUGCUAUAAUUGCUAAAACAAAGCAGAAGACACCGACGAGUUUAACUACAACAGCAGUGACUUCCACCCCUGUAUCCACAUCCACUCCCGCGUCAACUUCUACAGUAGCAAAUCCAGUAGUAAACCCAGUAGUAAACCCAGUAGCAAACCCAGUAGUAAACCCGGUAGCAAACCCAGUAGCAACUCCAGUAGCAACACAAACUCCCAAACAGACCACAGCUAACAAAACAAAGUCGUUUGAGAAACCACCCGUGCCUGCAUUACAAAGCUUUUUCAAACAACCGUCCCCUCAACUGUCACCGCCACCACCACCGUCAGUACACGAAUCAAAACAACCGGUGCGGUCUGAGACUGAGCGAGUUAUUGCAUCCGCUACAGGAAAAGAAGGAUUCCUUUCCCCCGAUCAGCUCGAUAUCUUCGAAGCUGUCUACAGAACAGACAAUGCUCCAGACUGUGCUGAGUACGACCCGCUCAUUGGAGCGAAGCUCGCCAACCCUCCUCAUGCAUUUAUCGCUCACAGCGUGACAAGCAAACUGUUCCACUCUACAAUUCAACGGAUGAAGACCCUGGCAACAGAUCCCUCUUUGAAGCGACCCACACUGAACAUGGAGUCCCCGCCGUCCAAGCGACCAAAAAAAUUAUAG
Molecule: messenger RNA, 3243 nt
Organism: Sugiyamaella lignohabitans
Lineage: Eukaryota; Fungi; Ascomycota; Dipodascomycetes; Dipodascales; Trichomonascaceae
Gene: MPH1
Product: Mph1p
Exons: 1
Coding region: 1-3243 (1080 amino acids)
Biological process (GO): interstrand cross-link repair; double-strand break repair via synthesis-dependent strand annealing; replication fork reversal
Molecular function (GO): hydrolase activity; four-way junction helicase activity; ATP binding
Source: RefSeq, a predicted model, not a curated record